Messenger RNA from Prinia subflava (tawny-flanked prinia), 1631 nucleotides. RefSeq names its product trafficking protein particle complex subunit 3L (gene TRAPPC3L). Gene Ontology annotation, biological process: intra-Golgi vesicle-mediated transport; endoplasmic reticulum to Golgi vesicle-mediated transport. Gene Ontology annotation, cellular component: cytosol; TRAPP complex; cis-Golgi network membrane. The record is from RefSeq and is a predicted model, not a curated record. Lineage: Eukaryota; Metazoa; Chordata; Aves; Passeriformes; Cisticolidae. Bases 232 to 777 code for a protein of 181 amino acids. The transcript has 5 exons.
CAGAUCUAUUGCCAGUCAAAUUCCUCCCAAAGGGCUCGGUGCACGCAGAGAAUAGGAGGAGCAUCAGCAGCAUUACAGACUGCAGCAAACACAUCUCAUGCAAAAGACAGAAGAGAAGAGAGGAGAGAAGAGAGAAGAGAAGAGAGAGAGAGGAAUGAGAGAAAACUAUGCUGCUUGAGGAAGAAAAUAUAUAAACUGACAAUCAAAUAUAUCAGGAGUUACACAAGCAACAUGUCUCGGUCACCAGGAAGAAAGCAGGAGAAUCACAAAAUCAGCAGAGAACUUUUUGUGCUCACAUAUGGAGCUUUGGUAGCCCAGCUGUGCAAGGACUAUGAAAAAGAUGAAGAUGUCAAUGCCUGUUUAGAUAGAAUGGGAUACAGCAUUGGCAUAAGGCUGAUUGAUGACUUUUUGGCUCGUUCAGCUGUGAAAAAGUGCCGUAGUUACUCUGAAACUGCAGACAUGAUUGCACAGGUUGCUUUCAAGAUGUACCUUGGGGUGACCCCUAGUGUGAGCUGCAGUAGUGCCACAGGGAAUGAAUUCUCCUUAAUCCUGGACAAAAACCCACUGGUGGACUUUGUGGAGGAGCUGCCAGCGGAACGAGCAUCGCUUUGCUAUUGUAACCUCCUCUGUGGGGUGAUUCGAGGGGCCCUGGAAAUGGUUCACUUAGCAGCAGAAGUUUCCUUCCUGCAGGACAGGCUGAAGGGUGAUGCUGUGACAGAAAUAGGAAUUACAUUUUUAAGGAAGCCUGAAGACAGAAAGCACAGAAGAAACAAAUGAAAGGAAUAUUGGGAGAAACCCUUGCUGAGGGACAUUUUGUGCCUUUUGUUUCAAAAGAAGACAGGGUAAAAAUGGCUUUGCUGAGUCAGCUGCACCAGUUAUGUGGUUGAAAGGUGAAGAGAGCUGGGCAGCAGAGAGGAGGGGCAGAGCAGGGGGCAGCAAUGUUAAUUGUCAUGACACAGGGAUCAGUAAAAAAGAUGCAAAUGAUCUGCCCUUCCUUCUCACAUACCCAGGCUCUUGAACUUAAUGGAAGCUUUACUUCCGUAUUUAGUGUGUGCUAAAUAUUUAUCUGUAUACCAACAGUUUUCAGGCCAAGGUGGUGACCUUUUCAGAUUUUGUUUGCCAGUAACUUUUCAAAGCAUGGCUGCUAGAGGUGCUUUAUUUUCCUGGCUGUGUGUUGUUAUCCUUAAAGGAUUCACUUGCUGGGAUUGCUGUAUGCAGUGUCUCACUCACACGUUUGAUGUGUAAUGCUUUGCCAUUCAUUGUCCUGCACACUGGACAUCCUGGUGUCUUUGAAACCAGGGAGGGAUGGGUUCACUGAUGGCAGGAGCUGGUUGUGUUCUUUCCAGCUCUUCAGGCCCCACCUGCAGUGCUGCUGGCACUCCUGUUCAGUCCUGUGCACACCCCAGGCUGCAGCACUCUGACAACUGCAGCAGUGCUUGUGUCUCUGCAAGCCAUGGGCCUUUUCAUGUCAGCCUUCUCUCCAAGAGCCCUGAUCUUGUGACCAAACUGAACAGAGCAUGAUGUAUUUAGUGUGUAGCCACUGUGGAUCUGUACCUGUCUAAGGAAGCUCGAAUUAAACUUCUGAGAUUGCCACAAAACUGUUUUGGUGCUCGUGUUUUCUGCUCUUGCCU